UAAUUCUUCUUAUUCGUAUUUAGCAAGCGUUGAUUUUAUGUUUGAAUUUUUAACCAAGGCGGUAACCACGUAAGUUUCUUCGUUUUUAACGACGAUGGGUUCAAACGUUCAAAGUACAAGUAAGAAGCCCAUCGGAUGGUAUGUUCCCUUGUUUGGACAUUGCAUUCAUAUGCCUGUCAUACGAAUUCAAAGUCCAAUACUCGCGUAAUCUCCCGACAGUUUAACCAUAACCUACAAAGUCUAUCGUCUGGUAUCUUAUUAGUUUCAAUCUAAGGAAAUUGACCUUUGAGCAGAAUACGAAAGAUGAUUCAAAAAUGUUGGGAUAAUGUAUCAACAGAUAACAAAACAAAACAUUGUCCCCGGCAAGUUUUUUUUGUUUUUUUUUACUGUCCUGAUAAAAGAAAACAUUUGAAAGUUUGGACUCGGUCUGUUGUUGGGCGAACCUUACUUCCUCUAUCGUGCGCUCACGUUCGUUAGUGUGAGGCUCAAGCUUCCCCAGAAAUGGAUGCCUCUCAGUGCCUCGUUUUGUUGUUUACCGCCCUUGUUUUCUUCGCCCUUUUGCGGAAACUGUUAUGGAGCCCUCAAGUCCCCGACUUUCUGCGUUCACCGUACACGCAACCUGGCCCGUGGUAUCCGUUGAAAAUCAUGGCCGCAAGGGUUUGGUUGACCUGGAAACUCAUCAAAAUUCCUCGCGUGUUGAAUAACGUCAUCGACCGUGAAUACGAUGAUGUCAGUUCGGAGGGAUACAAACAAAUAGGAAAGUUAGCACCUACUAACGCCGAAAUGGCAUGGGAACAGCCACAUCAGUUGAAAACUAUGAUUGAUCUUGAUGGAUUGUCUUUCUAUGGUACCGACGGUAGUGGUACAUUCCUUCAAGUGGCAAUUAACCGUUUAAUCAAUCGACAGGCGCAAGUGACGCUCUUGUUUACUGUCAAAGAUGGAACUGUCUACCAAUUACCAGUUGCUCCAGAUACUUUGAUCUCUAAUACGGAUGGCAGAGAUUCAUUUAAUAGCAAUGGUGCUUUAAAAUUUCAACUCAUUGAAGCCAUGAGGAAGUGGCGUGUCACAUUUAACGGCCUAGCUAAACGAAGACGCCAUGGAAAGGAAAGUGAAGUGCAUUUGAAAAUCAAUUUGCUUUGGGCUGCAUUUUCACGUCCGUUCGAAUUCAAGCGUGAAUUCAGCCGGAAGUUACUUGCACAAGGAAUGGCUCGUGAGCGUUGGAGAGGAAAGCUCGAAUGGUCACAAAUGAGUGAACCUACUGUUGAUGGAGUAGACCAGUGGGGUGUUCUGUGUGGAACGUAUCAGGAUAGCAGUUUGGGUGAUGAAAAAGAAAUUUAUCUUCGUAGUCUUCGUCAACGACGUUGGGGACAAAAUAACGCUUCAACACUGCGCAGAAAACUGGAUUUGAUUGGAACUUGUGAAGAUGGAAACUAUUUCUACCUAAGUGCAACCUCUGAUUCAGCCCGUCUUACACAUGAAGUUUGGGGUCACAUCUACCAACCUAAUGGCUUCCUUUACAAAAUUAAUGCAUGUGACUUAGAUUUGGAAAGUCUUGGAGAGAAGGGACCUUUUCCCAAUCAUUUUUCAAUUCAUUUUGCUGCCAAAAACCGAAAUUAUCACGCCGUAAUUCACUUGCUGCCAUCAACUCCGACCGAACAUUUUAUCGGACGUCCAUGGCGUCAUCGUAGUACGACAUAUCCUAGUCAGUUGACGUUGAAUUCACGACAAGGACGAGCUAUGCUUGUAGCAACUCAUUUUUACGACGGCAAUUGUCCGCUGGAAUCCGAAGAGUCAGUUCCUUAUUUGAGUGCACCAACGCGCCAGCCUUCUUCUGCCGAAUUAGAAAAACUAGUGCUAUUGUUUGAGGAAGAAGCUUGUCGCUUUGACAGUUUGGUGGGAGGCAAAGGAUCAUCUUUGGCCCUCCUUAGCAGUGACUUAAAGAAGUUUCCAGUGGAAUGCAAAGUCCCUGCUGGAUUCUGCGUUACAGUCAAUGCUUGGAAAGCACAACUGAAGAAUAACGAAGAAGUUGGAGCAGUUUUCAAACAUUUGGAAGAUGUAGCAACAGGUGUAGUUGAAGGUAAACUGGAGGAAUCUUGUGCUCAAGCCGAAAAACUUGUGUCGUCAGUUCCAGUCGAUGCCCUGCUGCAAGAUUGUAUCCGAGAGGCUUUGCAGGACAUUUUUGGCGAUGAUGCAGAACAAAGACGUUUCGCUGUUCGUUCGUCGGCCGUUGGUGAAGACGGCGACGUUUUGUCCUCUGCUGGACAAAAUAUCACCGUGCUUGGUUGUCAAGGAUUCGAUUCUAUCAAGAAAGGACUCCAAAAUUGCUGGGCAUCGCUACUUUCUUAUCAAUCAGUCGAGUACCGUCGUCAGCACGGAGAGCCACUCAUUCCAGGAAUGGGAGUAGUGAUUCAAGAGAUGGUGGAUGCUGAGGCUGCUGGGGUUCUUUUCACUGUAAACCCCAAUGAUGGUGACCCUGGAAAAAUGAUAUUAACGGCCAACUACGGUCUUGGCGAGUCGGUCGUUUCAGCUUCCGCGGAUCCCGACACGUUUUACAUAAAACGAACAGCAGCUGGAGAAUUGUCCGUCUCCUCUCGAAUGGUUGGAUCCAAACAAUCCAAAAUCAUUCUUUCUGAUGACGGAACGCGCGAAGAAAAAAUUACUGAAGAAGAUGCGGUUGCGUUGUGUUUGACCGACGACAAAGUCCUAGAAAUCGGACAACUUGGCGUCUAUUUAGAGAAGGCGUUUGGUGGCCCAAGAGACUUGGAAUUUGCCGUAUCUCGUGGCGCUUUGUAUUUGCUUCAGGCCAGACCAGUUACUGCUCUCGAUGCUUGGACCGAUUUUGAACUUCGUCAUGAAUUCGAUUCGCCCAUACUGACAGAUUCAGACUAUUUCACAAAAGCCAAUACUGGUGAAGUUUUCCCUGGUGCCACUUCUCCUCUUGGUUUAUCCGUUACUGCAAGUUCUUUGGACCUUAGCUUCCAGUUUGUAAUGAAAGAACAAUUUGGCAAACACUUUGAAGUCAAUCCGUGGUGUAUCGGGCGCUUCAACUUGUUUCAUCAAAACCAAGUGUUCAUUAAUGUUAUCGACACAUUCCAACGAGACAUUGAAGAAGAAAUCACAGCUCAUCAUCGUUCCGUUGAUAUGGCCAUUUUUGGACACUUGGUUUCAAACUCAACUAUGCAUCAAAUUGGGAAGCAACGUUUUGGCAUUGCUGGAUGGGGAGUGAAAUAUUUGAGAUUCAGGCACAUGUUCAUGGACAUGUGUUUCAAUAACAGGCGUGUCAAACGAGCUGUCCAAAAAUUCUCCGACUAUUCAAUUCCGUCCGAGAAGUACAUCGACUCACAGAAACUCUACGAUGAAAUCUGUAGUCAACUACCCCGGUUGCUGGAGAUCAGCAAUAUCCAUUUGCAAGUAAGCCGGGCUGGCACGAUAACACAGUUAAUUGCUUUCAUAAUUUUGCUGGACGGACGUGAUGAAUGGACGCCGGAAUUGUAUGGAGAAAUGGCACAGUUACUCAGUUCAAUCUCCAAUAUUGAAUCAGCUGAUGUUCCAGUCGCUCUCAAACAAAUAGCUCAAGCGAUUUUGAAGAGCGAAGAUGCCAAAGAAUUUUCUGAACACUCACCUGAAAUUGCUUCCGUUUGGCUUGAAACAGAUCCUGGCCUAGCUGGAAGAUUAUUCCGUUCUUUUAUUGCCCGACAUGGUCAUCGUGGCAUCAAAGAAUUUGACGUCGCCACCGAAACGUGGGCAAUGAAUACGCGACCUUUAGUUUCGGUUCUGCAAUCGAUGGUGGCUAAUCCAGCGAGUCUCGCUCCGACCUCCCAACCGACCAAAUCAAAUGACGAUUGGCUCAAAAUCAUCGGACAAAGCAAACCGGGCAAAUAUCGCGCCUUGAAAUUCUUCGUUCCACGAAGCCGCAACGCAGUAAUCGCCCGUGAGAAAACGAAAUCGCUGUUGAUCCGCACCAUUCACGUCUUCCGGAUGGCAUAUCGAAGACUUGCCCAUCUUUUAGUCCGAGAUGGCAAAAUCCCUGACUCGAAUCUGAUUUUCUUUUUCACGCAUUCGGAACUGCAGGAGCUCAUCCGUGCCAAUGGCGUUGCAUUAAUUAAUAAAGCGAAUAGGAGGCGGAAACUUUAUCCAGAGCUUGAUGCUCUCGUAUUUCCUGAGAUGUCGCUGGGAAUCCCCAAACCUUUGCAAGACUCGUCUUCAGAAGAAGUGUCGGUGGCUGAUGGCGUUCAACUGACGGGAACGCCAGUCUUUAAAGGGACCGUGCGAGCAACUGUCCGUGUCGCAUUGAAUCUGGAAGAGGCGAAACAGAUCCAAAACGGGGAUAUUCUGAUCACUCGUAGCACAGACAUCGGAUGGAGUCCAUAUUUCCCAUUAUUGUCUGGAGUGGUGACGGAACUUGGCGGUUUGAUUUCACAUGGAGCUGUUGUUGCCCGAGAAUACGGUUUACCAGCAAUCGUCGGCUGUAAUAAAGUGACUCAGGUCUUUCGUUCGGGUGAUGUCGUCAUCCUGGAUGGGUCAAAGGGGACGAUAACGCGUAUGGACGCAACUUAAUACCUCCCCACUUUGGAGAGAUUUCCGUCGUUCAUUACUAGAUACGUAUUACACCUUUUUUAGUCAUUAUUUCUAACGUUAUCCUUGAAUUUUAAAUAAUUGGUCAUGUAACUCCUUGUCUGAGAGCUGCGUGAAUCAUUUCCAACAGAAUGCUUCUAGUCCCAACAAUUAUCAUAUCCUCGUUUGUUCACUCUAAUUAUGACGUGUUCUUCAUUUCUUUAUUUUCAUAACGUCGUAAACCUUUGACAUUUCAAGCUCCUCCUAACCCCCCCAAAAAAACCUGUGCUUCAUAAUAAUAAUGAAAACAUGGUUCGUUAAAAAAAAAAGAAGUUAACGUAGCCCGGAGAUAUGUAAAACCAACUGUGACGAAUCGCAAUGUGUCGAUGACCCCUUGGAGCUACCACUGGUAAUGAAGACGUCCAUGUCUUUGCUCUAACCAA
Messenger RNA from Daphnia magna, 4997 nucleotides. Its product is annotated as putative phosphoenolpyruvate synthase. NCBI's taxonomy places the organism in Eukaryota, Metazoa, Arthropoda, Branchiopoda, Diplostraca, Daphniidae. Gene Ontology annotation, molecular function: ATP binding; kinase activity. Gene Ontology annotation, biological process: phosphorylation. The transcript has 15 exons. The record is from RefSeq and is a predicted model, not a curated record. The coding region runs from base 502 to 4557 and encodes 1351 amino acids.